Messenger RNA from Cricetulus griseus (Chinese hamster), 587 nucleotides. The record is from RefSeq and is a predicted model, not a curated record. NCBI's taxonomy places the organism in Eukaryota, Metazoa, Chordata, Mammalia, Rodentia, Cricetidae.
UGUAACUGGUUCUUAUGUUACUUCCCGUUGCACAGGAGUAGGACUGGCUCUUAGGAAAAUGGGUGCUAUGGCCAAACCAGACUGCAUCAUUACUUGUGACGGCAACAAUAUCACCAUUAAAACUGAGAGCACUUUGAAGACGACGCAGUUUUCUUGUACCCUGGGGGAGAAGUUUGAUGAAACUACAGCCGAUGGCAGAAAAACUCAGACGGUCUGCACCUUCACUGAUGGCGCCCUGGUUCAGCACCAGAACUGGGAUGGGAAGGAAAGCACAAUAACAAGAAGAGUUAAGGAUGGGAAGCUAGUGGUGGAUUGUGUCAUGAACAACGUGACCUGUACUCGGGUCUAUGAAAAGGUGGAGUGAGGAUUUUGUCGAGACCCUGGACAAGAAGCUGUGAGAGUGAAUCCGCUCAGUUCAAUGAGCAGAUCAUAAAUAUCCACAGACCUUCUUUUCUUCAGUUUUAUUUUUCAUGACUGUUUUUCAGUUAUCUUUAUCACCAACACUUUACAUGAAACCCAUGUCAAAGUGUUGAUUUACCUAUGAUUAGUUCCUUUGGUUACUAAAUAAACGUGUUUGUGCUAAUUCA